GAGUACGUAUUCCUGGUGAUUUUUACUGUGGAGACGGUGCUCAAGAUCGUGGCCUACGGGCUGGUGCUCCACCCCAGCGCCUACAUCCGCAAUGGCUGGAACCUACUCGACUUCAUCAUCGUCGUGGUCGGGCUGUUCAGCGUGCUGCUGGAGCAGGGCCCCGGACGGCCAGGCGACGCCCCGCACACCGGGGGAAAGCCAGGAGGCUUCGAUGUGAAGGCAUUGAGGGCGUUUCGGGUGCUGCGGCCACUGAGGCUGGUGUCUGGGGUCCCGAGCCUGCACAUAGUGCUCAAUUCCAUCAUGAAGGCUUUGGUGCCGCUGCUACACAUUGCACUGCUCGUGCUCUUCGUCAUCAUCAUUUAUGCCAUCAUUGGGCUCGAGCUGUUCCUUGGACGAAUGCACAAGACGUGCUACUUCCUGGGAUCCGACAUGGAAGCGGAGGAGGACCCAUCGCCCUGUGCGUCUUCGGGAUCGGGGCGUGCGUGCACGCUGAACCAGACUGAGUGCCGCGGGCGCUGGCCAGGGCCCAAUGGAGGCAUCACCAACUUUGACAACUUCUUCUUCGCCAUGCUGACAGUCUUCCAGUGCGUCACCAUGGAAGGCUGGACCGAUGUGCUCUACUGGAUGCAAGAUGCCAUGGGGUAUGAACUGCCCUGGGUGUACUUUGUGAGCCUUGUCAUCUUUGGGUCCUUCUUCGUCCUCAACCUUGUGCUUGGCGUCCUGAGUGGGGAGUUCUCCAAGGAGAGAGAGAAAGCGAAAGCUCGAGGGGACUUCCAGAAGCAGCGGGAGAAGCAGCAGAUGGAGGAGGACCUGCGGGGAUACCUGGACUGGAUCACUCAAGCUGAAGAGCUGGACAUGGAGGACCCCUCUGCCGAUGGCAACCUUGGUUCUAUGGCUGAAGAGAGCCGGGCGGGCCAUCGUAGGCAACUCCAAUCUGGCCCAUUCCCUGCAUGCCUUAGAUGUGGUCUACAUGGCCCUAACCCUGCCCCCAGUAUGUCCUCCCUAAUUGUCCUUUCUCUCCCUGCAGGGCCACAGCUGGCCAAGCUGACCAAUAGGAGGCGUGGACGUCUGCACUGGUUCAGUCUUUCUACUCGCUCCACACACUCCACCAGCAGCCAUGCCAGCCUCCCAGCCAGUGACACCGGUUCCAUGACAGAGACCCAAGGCGAUGAGGAUGAGGAGGAGGGGGCUCUGGCCAGCUGUACACGCUGCCUAAACAAGAUCAUGAAAACCAGGGUCUGCCGCCACCUCCGCCGAGCCAACCGGGUCCUUCGGGCACGCUGCCGUCGGGCUGUGAAGUCCAAUGCCUGCUACUGGGCUGUGCUGUUGCUCGUCUUCCUCAACACAUUGACCAUCGCCUCUGAGCACCACGGGCAGCCUGUGUGGCUCACCCAGAUCCAGGAGUACGCCAACAAAGUGUUGCUCUGUCUGUUCACGGUGGAGAUGCUUCUCAAGUUGUACGGUCUGGGCCCCUCUGCCUAUGUCUCUUCCUUCUUCAACCGCUUUGACUGCUUCGUGGUCUGUGGGGGCAUCCUAGAGACCACCUUGGUGGAGGUGGGCGCCAUGCAGCCCUUGGGCAUCUCAGUGCUCCGAUGUGUGCGCCUCCUCAGGAUCUUUAAGGUCACCAGACACUGGGCUUCUCUGAGCAAUCUGGUGGCAUCCCUGCUCAAUUCAAUGAAAUCCAUCGCAUCUUUGCUGCUUCUCCUCUUCCUCUUCAUCAUUAUCUUCUCCCUGCUUGGCAUGCAGCUGUUUGGGGGCAAGUUCAACUUUGACCAGACCCACACCAAGCGAAGCACCUUUGACACAUUCCCCCAGGCCCUCCUCACUGUCUUUCAGAUCCUGACAGGCGAGGACUGGAACGUGGUCAUGUAUGAUGGUAUCAUGGCAUAUGGUGGCCCCUUCUUCCCAGGAAUGCUGGUGUGCAUCUAUUUCAUCAUUCUCUUCAUCUGUGGCAACUACAUCCUGUUGAACGUGUUUCUUGCCAUUGCUGUGGACAACCUGGCCAGUGGAGAUGCAGGCACUGCCAAGGACAAGGGCGGGGAGAAGAGCAGUGAGAAGGACCUCCCACAGGAGAAUGAAGGCCUGGUGCCUGGUGUGGAGAAAGAGGAAGAGGAGGGUGCAAGGAGGGAAGGAGCAGGCAAGUGGGCAGGGCCAGGUGGAGCAGACAUGGAGGAGGAGGAGGAGGAAGAAGAAGAGGAAGAAGAGGAAGAGGGUGCAGGGGGUGUGGAACUCCUGCAGGAAGUUGUACCCAAGGAGAAGGUGGUACCCAUCCCUGAGGGCAGCGCCUUCUUCUGCCUCAGCCAAACCAACCCGCUGAGGAAGGGCUGCCACACCCUCAUCCACCAUCACGUCUUCACCAAUCUUAUCCUGGUGUUCAUCAUCCUCAGCAGUGUGUCCCUGGCCGCUGAGGACCCCAUCCGAGCCCACUCCUUCCGCAACCAUAUUCUGGGUUACUUCGAUUAUGCCUUCACCUCCAUUUUCACUGUGGAGAUUCUACUAAAGAUGACAGUGUUUGGGGCCUUCCUGCACCGCGGCUCCUUCUGCCGUAGCUGGUUUAAUAUGUUGGAUCUGCUGGUGGUCAGUGUGUCCCUCAUCUCCUUUGGCAUCCACUCCAGCGCCAUCUCGGUGGUGAAGAUUCUGCGAGUACUCCGAGUACUGCGGCCCCUCCGAGCCAUCAACAGGGCCAAGGGACUCAAGCAUGUGGUGCAGUGUGUAUUUGUGGCCAUCCGGACCAUCGGGAACAUCAUGAUUGUCACCACACUUCUGCAAUUUAUGUUCGCCUGCAUCGGGGUGCAGCUCUUCAAGGGGAAAUUCUACACCUGCACGGAUGAGGCCAAACACACCCCUCAAGAAUGCAAGGGCUCCUUCCUGGUGUACCCAGAUGGAGAUGUGUCACGGCCCCUGGUCCGGGAGCGGCUCUGGGUCAACAGUGAUUUCAACUUUGACAAUGUUCUUUCAGCCAUGAUGGCCCUGUUCACUGUCUCCACCUUUGAAGGCUGGCCUGCACUGCUAUACAAGGCCAUCGAUGCAUAUGCAGAGGACCACGGCCCCAUCUAUAAUUACCGUGUGGAGAUCUCAGUGUUCUUCAUUGUCUACAUCAUCAUCAUUGCGUUCUUCAUGAUGAACAUCUUCGUGGGCUUCGUCAUCAUCACUUUCCGUGCCCAGGGCGAGCAGGAGUACCAAAACUGUGAGCUGGACAAGAACCAGCGUCAAUGUGUGGAAUAUGCCCUCAAGGCCCAGCCACUCCGCCGUUACAUCCCCAAGAACCCGCAUCAGUAUCGUGUGUGGGCCACUGUGAACUCUGCUGCCUUCGAGUACCUGAUGUUCCUGCUCAUCCUGCUCAACACAGUUGCCCUAGCCAUGCAGCACUAUGAGCAGACUGCUCCCUUCAACUAUGCCAUGGACAUCCUCAACAUGGUCUUCACUGGCCUCUUCACUAUUGAGAUGGUGCUCAAAAUCAUCGCCUUCAAGCCCAAGCAUUACUUCACUGACGCCUGGAACACGUUUGACGCUCUUAUUGUGGUGGGCAGCGUAGUGGAUAUUGCCGUCACUGAAGUCAAUGUGAGAACUGCAUCCCUACUGCACCCCUCACCCCAGAGCUCUGAGGACAGCUCUCGCAUUUCCAUUACCUUCUUUCGCCUCUUCCGAGUCAUGCGGCUGGUCAAGCUUCUCAGUAAGGGUGAAGGGAUCCGCACAUUGCUCUGGACAUUCAUCAAGUCCUUCCAGGCCUUGCCCUAUGUGGCUCUUCUCAUCGCAAUGAUAUUCUUCAUCUAUGCCGUCAUUGGCAUGCAGAUGUUUGGCAAGGUGGCUCUUCAGGAUGGCACACAAAUAAACCGAAACAACAACUUCCAGACCUUUCCACAGGCUGUGCUGCUUCUGUUCAGGUGUGCCACUGGUGAGGCAUGGCAGGAGAUAAUGCUUGCCAGCCUUCCCGGAAAUCGGUGUGAUCCUGAGUCUGACUUCGGCCCUGGUGAAGAGUUUACCUGUGGUAGCAAUUUUGCCAUCGCCUAUUUCAUCAGCUUCUUCAUGCUCUGUGCCUUCCUGAUCAUAAAUCUCUUUGUGGCUGUGAUCAUGGACAACUUUGAUUAUCUCACCAGAGAUUGGUCCAUCCUGGGCCCCCAUCACCUUGAUGAAUUCAAGAGGAUCUGGUCUGAAUAUGACCCUGGGGCCAAGGGCCGCAUCAAACACUUGGAUGUGGUUGCCCUGCUGAGACGUAUCCAGCCCCCUCUGGGAUUCGGGAAGCUGUGCCCACACCGAGUGGCCUGCAAGAGACUUGUGGCAAUGAACAUGCCCCUCAACUCAGAUGGGACGGUGACAUUCAACGCCACACUCUUUGCCCUGGUCCGGACAUCCCUGAAGAUCAAAACAGAAGGGAACCUGGAGCAAGCCAACCAGGAGCUGCGGAUUGUCAUCAAAAAGAUCUGGAAGCGGAUGAAACAGAAGCUGUUAGAUGAGGUCAUCCCCCCACCAGACGAGGAGGAGGUCACCGUGGGCAAAUUCUACGCCACAUUUCUGAUCCAGGACUAUUUCCGCAAAUUCCGGCGGAGGAAAGAAAAAGGGCUACUAGGCAAUGAGGCCGCCCCUAGCACCUCCUCCGCCCUUCAGGCUGGUCUGCGGAGCCUGCAGGACUUGGGUCCUGAGAUGCGGCAGGCCCUCACCUGUGACACAGAGGAGGAGGAAGAAGAGGGGCAGGAGGGAGUGGAGGAGGAAGAUGAGAAGGACUUGGAAACUAACAAAGCCACAAUGGUCUCCCAGCCCCCAACUCGCCGGGGCUCCAGGAUUUCUGUGUCUCUGCCUGUCGGGGACAGACUUCCAGUUUCACUCUCCUUUGGGCCCAGUGAUGAUGAUAGGGGGACUCCCACCUCCAGUCAGCCCAGUGUGCCCCAGGCUGGAUCCAACACCCACAGGAGAGGCUCUGGGGCUCUCAUUUUCACCAUCCCAGAAGAAGGAAAUUCUCAGCCCAAGGGAACCAAAGGGCAAAACAAGCAGGAUGAGGAUGAGGAAGUCCCUGAUCGGCUCUCCUACCUAGAUGAGCAGGCAGGGACUCCCCCGUGCCCAGUCCUUUUGCCACCUCACAGAGCUCAGAGAUACAUGGAUGGGCACCUUGUACCACGCCGCCGUCUGCUGCCCCCCACACCUGCAGGUCGGAAGCCCUCCUUCACCAUCCAGUGUCUGCAGCGCCAGGGCAGUUGUGAGGAUUUACCCAUCCCAGGCACCUAUCAUCGUGGGCGAAAUUCAGGGCCCAAUAGGGCUCAGGGUUCCUGGGCAACACCACCACAGCGGGGUCGGCUCCUGUAUGCCCCGCUGUUGUUGGUGGAAGAGGGUGCAGCGGGGGAGGGGUACCUCGGCAGAUCCAGUGGCCCACUGCGCACCUUCACCUGUCUGCACGUGCCUGGAACCCACUCGGACCCCAGCCAUGGGAAGAGGGGCAGUGCCGACAGCUUGGUGGAGGCUGUGCUUAUCUCAGAGGGUCUGGGCCUCUUUGCUCGAGACCCACGUUUCGUGGCCCUGGCCAAGCAAGAGAUUGCAGAUGCGUGUCGCCUGACGCUGGAUGAGAUGGACAAUGCUGCCAGUGACCUGCUGGCACAGGGAAACAGCUCUCUCUAUAGCGAUGAGGAGUCCAUCCUCUCCCGCUUCGAUGAGGAGGACUUGGGAGACGAGAUGGCCUGCGUCCAUGCCCUCUGAAUUCCCACCCCUCCCCAACUGCUCAAUAAACCUCCUGCCCUCCCCUCC
Pongo pygmaeus (Bornean orangutan) is the source of this 5733-nucleotide messenger RNA. It is a transcript of the gene CACNA1F, whose product is annotated as calcium voltage-gated channel subunit alpha1 F. Gene Ontology annotation, cellular component: voltage-gated calcium channel complex; membrane. The record is from RefSeq and is a predicted model, not a curated record. The coding region runs from base 301 to 5685 and encodes 1794 amino acids. Gene Ontology annotation, biological process: calcium ion import across plasma membrane. Gene Ontology annotation, molecular function: high voltage-gated calcium channel activity. The transcript is spliced from 44 exons. NCBI's taxonomy places the organism in Eukaryota, Metazoa, Chordata, Mammalia, Primates, Hominidae.